CGCGCCGCCGCCACCGCCGAGGGAAGCAGAGCCCGGCGCCGAGCUCUGCGCGCGCGCCUGCAGGGCGGACCUGGACGAGCGCGAGUCGUACUGCGAGAGCGAAUUCGCCGUGAACGGAAUCGUGCACGAUGUGGACGUGCUCGGCACGGGGAUCCGGCUGGUGACUCUGCUGGUGGACCAGGACGGGCUGUACAAGAUGAACCGCCUGUACAUCACUCCGGACGGGUUUUUCUUCAGGGUCCACGUAUUAGCCCUAGAUUCCUCCAGUUGCAAUAAGCCAUGUCCAGAAUUUAAACCUGGCAGCAGGUAUAUUGUGAUGGGCCACAUCUACCACAAGAGACGGCAGCUCCCUACAGCUCUGCUCCAGGUUCUCAGAGGGCGGCUGCGGCCAGGAGAUGGACUGCUCCGGAGCAGCAGCAGCUAUGUGAAAAGGUUUAACCGGAAAAGGGAUCGGCAAGUUCAAAGUGCAGUUCACACCCAGUGCAUUUGAAACCACCCAUCCCGGCAUUGAUGGAGGGCAAUGGAGACUUGAAAAAGACAUCAAAGGUCUAUCUUUAUGAAAUGGGGCCUUUCUUUACAGUUUGGGCCUACRGCUACUUUAUGAACUAUUUGUACAGUUCCAGCUCUAAUCUUCACAUUGUCACUUUGUUAUUUACAAAAUGCCUCUUAUGGUAUAUAUGGAGCUCAAGGGCAGUUAUUCAAAUGUAGUCCCAGACAGUGAUUCACCUAGCUCAGAUACCUGACCUGUCCAGUUAACAGAUCACUGCUUCAUGUUAGGUUUUUAAAUUAUUUUAAUUUAAUACAUUCUUCAGUAGAAAUAGUUCACAAAAAAAAACAUUUCUUAAAUUUAAAUAUACACUUUCAAUAGUUUAUAUCAUGUAUCAAACCAAAUUUUAUACUCAAAUCAUCACAUUUAUAACUGUACAUAACAGUAAGCACACGAGUCAAAAGACAUUUAUGUAUGAAAUGUCAUUUAGAUCAAACACUAGGUCAGCGCUCAGGACAUGUAUUAAAAUGUUACAUAUGCAGAGUACUAAAGGGCUUAAUUCAAGCAAAAUAGUAUUCAAAGCAAGUGUUCCUGAUGUACCAAAAUGUAAGAUAUAGUAUAUUUUCAUGCCUCACUGUUCCCAAUAACUUAUGUUGUGUGCUGAACUGGCAGCUAUUCCACUGCUAAAUGUAUUCUGGAUGUAUCUGAUGUCAUUUUUCUAUUAAGACCAAGUAUCAUGUUUGUGUUUGUAAAGCAGUAAAUCUUGCCUUGAAAUCAGAUCUUGGAUGCACCUGGGUUUUUUAGCCUGCAUAAGCCAAAAGGUUUGAGAAAAAGAUUUGUUUCAAACUUGGUCCCCAAACCCUGAAACCAAUUUCCAUCAAUGACAGCUCACAAGCAAGUGAAUUUUAAACAUUUUCUGGACGGUUUGAAAAAGGCUAAGUUUAAUAAUGAUAUUUAUAUUUGAGUCCAAUAGCAAUUUCUUUCGGAGGAUUGAGCUGUCCUUCAGUUAACUUGAAGCAUUGUGAACACAGACAACAAUAUGCAUGAAGUUUCCUGCCAAAAGAAAGAACUGCACUGCAGAGAAAGGCAGACUGUUUGGUCUCAAGGUGACUUGCUCAGGGAGCUCCCAAUGUUAAUGGCCCGAGAAGCACUAUAUAUCUGAAGGAUGUCCAAGAUGGGGCACUGGAGAAUUGACAAGGAAGCAAGUAGCAAUCACGUAAAACGAAAUAUCUCAUACUUCUGCCUCAAACAUGGCCUUAGAGGUGAAAAUAGAGGUUCUGAUAUUACUGAGGGACUUUUAGAUAAUUUCUCCAAAAUGAGUCUUGCCCAAAUGUAUUAAAAAAUUUACCAGAAUUUCUUGGGAAUAACUUCCUUAUUACAUAACUAUUGGCAUUAGAGUAAACAGCUAACGAAUUAAGUUUUAAGAUAAAAUUCACUCAGUCAUAAAAUACUGUCAGUCAAGUCAAAUUUUUAAUUGUCAGAAGACUAUUUAAGGAACAUGAUAGGAAGAUUCCAAUAUAGCCAGAUAGAUAAACUAUUAGUUAUCUAAUAGUGAGGCACUUCUAAAUACUUAGAAUAAUAUACCAAAUGGUCAGACUUAAGACAAAACUUA
Urocitellus parryii (Arctic ground squirrel) is the source of this 2099-nucleotide messenger RNA. Lineage: Eukaryota; Metazoa; Chordata; Mammalia; Rodentia; Sciuridae. The record is from RefSeq and is a predicted model, not a curated record.